AUGGAAACGGUGCUGAAUUCAGAGUAAGAAAGCAUAGCUUGGGAAUUGAUGUAUCAUAUUCAUGCAUCAUUAUAGAUAUUGGAAACAGCUUAUGGGUUUUAUAAAUUAAUAAAAUAUAACGACAGCAGAUUGCUUAACGGCUUACAAUUGUUGUUUAAAGGACUUUACUUUAGCGUUUGGAUGAUUUAUGGAAUUAUGGGUAAGAAUUACACAUAUACUCUUCCUAUUUAUGUAGGCAUAGCUCUUUUCCAGCUUUUAUUAUAUUUAAUUCUAAUUAAAUAAUGGGAUUAUAUCGUCUACUAAUUUACAGUAAUAAUUAAUACUUCUUGGUACAUGCGUCAAACUACUUUGGAUGAUCUCACUUUAGGUUGUAAUAUAGUAUCUUUCCUAUUGAUGCUUAUACCUGCAUUCCACUUAUAUUAAGCCGUAAGAACAAAAGACUAUAGAUAUUUAAGCAGAUAUGUCUAUUUCAUAGGAAUAAUUGAAUCAACAGUCUAUUUACUAUAUACUUAUCAUAGAGCUUAGUAUAUAAUAUCGUGUGCUGCAAUUAUUAAAAUACUUAUAAUGAUAGCCAUGGAUACUAUUCAUAGAAAUUAGCUUUUAAAACUAAAAGAGCACGAAGAAAAAAAGACUAAUUGA
Molecule: messenger RNA, 639 nt
Organism: Tetrahymena thermophila SB210
Lineage: Eukaryota; Ciliophora; Oligohymenophorea; Hymenostomatida; Tetrahymenidae
Product: sugar efflux transporter for intercellular exchange protein
Exons: 1
Source: RefSeq, a predicted model, not a curated record